Messenger RNA from Galdieria sulphuraria, 2536 nucleotides. Its product is annotated as archaeal ATPase. The record is from RefSeq and is a predicted model, not a curated record. Lineage: Eukaryota; Rhodophyta; Bangiophyceae; Galdieriales; Galdieriaceae. Bases 28 to 2346 code for a protein of 772 amino acids. The transcript has 2 exons.
AUUGAUUUCGGAUUGGCGGCGUGUAAAAUGAGUUUGAGAGAACCGUUGAUAGACAGAAAAGAAGAUGUUUAUUCUAUUCUUCGAACUUAUUUCCACCAGUUUUCUUCAGUUGACGGAAAAUUGAACAAUUUACGUCCUGCAGCGUGCUUUUCUCCUCAGGUCUUUGGAGCUGGCAAGAGUUUUGUUGGAGAAAAUUUUUUAGAGUUUUUAAAAAAAUUCGCCGACGAAGAAGAAGAGCAGACGAAGACGGAGGUUUUCAACAAGAGCUCAUCGGGAAAAGUUGAUUUGAAGAUUUUUUCUUGGAAACACUUUGCGGAAAACACUUUGUCAGUUUGCUUUAAACUAGAAGAGGGUUUUUCUCGUGCUCCUUUUCCAAGGUUUCUAGAGGCUUUGAUGUAUAAUAUAAUUUUGAACGCUUAUCGACAAAAUGGUAAAGAUACGGACGCUCUUCAGAUGGCUCAGAGGAUGGUAAAGAAAUUCGAUACUGUAGGAGCUAUUGAUUAUCUUCUCGAACAAUUUGAGAAACAAUAUUUAUUUUUGAUGAUAGACGAACUUAGCCAUCUGAGUUACCUCACCAAAUACUAUAGUGAACUCACCAAGAAACAGUUCAUCGAGUCUGACCCAAAAUAUGUACCUUUUCGGAACUUCUUCCGCAUUCUACGUAAUUUGUUGAUUACAGGGAAGUUAUUGCCCUCCGAUGAUUUACAACAUCGAUUCGUAGAAUUGUUGAAAAAGAAGACAGGAGGUAUUCCGUUGAUUGUAAGGAAUACUUUAUUAGCCCUAGUAGAGAAAGUUGCAAACUUAUCUCAACCUGUUAUCAACGAUGAAAAUAUGGAACCCUUAUUAGAUAGAAUCUUUCAAGAGAUACUAAAAGAGUCAGGAACCUUUAUUAUUCCAGAGAUACUAGAUUCCGCAACCCUUCUUCGAUAUCAAUUCGUCCUUUUGAAUUAUCAACUCGGAACAAUUUUCCCAAUCAAAUUUGCAAUUACUCUAUGUGGAACGAAAACUUAUUUGAUGGACUUGGUUGCAACUUUUGGGUUUUAUUCUGAAAGUUGUGGAACUGACGGGAUUGAUACGGGCACUAAGUUCAAGAUUGGUUGUUGUGAAUUUAUAUUGAGAGCUCAUAGCAACUAUAACUUUUUCCGUGAAGCUACUGAACUCUUUCCUUUAUCUCCGUUUAGUUAUAUUCCCGACACUUCAACAGCAAAAGGAGUCUUCUUUGAAUUUGUAUUUAUGAAGAUCUUUCGCUUUCGCUUAUUAACUUUUCUUCAUUCUAAUUCCUCGCCUAUUGUACAUUCUGCUAUUCCAGGAAUUUUCCAGGGUUCUUUUAUUGAACAGGACAAUGUUUCUUAUUCUAUGGAAUCAACAAAAUCUUGUGAUAUACCCAUCUUGAGAAAUGUCUCUGAUUCAUUUUCUGACGAUUAUAGAAAACAUUUACAACAUGGUGGUAUUUUUGUUCCAAAAGAUGGCAAUUCGAGUGGCCCUGAUGCAUAUGUUGUAUUCCAUAAUGGACAAACACGUUAUGUUGUUGGAUUUUCAUUUAAAUUUUAUCACAAAACUGAAUUUUCGAAAGCAAAUAUUAAGAAAGAAGCCAAAAAAUUUUUCAAAGAAGUUAUUUCCGUUUUGAAUAACGAAUCUCCUUCAUCUGUUCAACUUUGUUUUCAGUUUGUGGUGGUACUUUGUACUAAAUAUGAUCGAUCUGUAGGUUUCUCUGUCGAAGAACAAAAUAUUGUUGAAGAUGCAAGUGAUUUGGUAACUCAACAUUCUACUACUGGGUCAACUUUGAAUGAAAGUAGUCGAUCAUGUAUGCAAUUGAUAAUUGUUUCCCAAAGGAACCUUGAAAGAUAUUUGGGAAUAGAUAAUGUCGAUAUUUUGAGGAAAAUUGAGAAAGCAAACCGAGAAGAGUUCAGUAAAGACUUUUCAGUAUGGUGCAAAACUCUCUUUGAGUCGAUGUCCAAUAAAUAUGUUUCAUAUUUGGAAGCUGAGCAAUCAAAUGUUACUUCAAGAGUGGCUCAAAAUAUAAGACCGAGAAUAAAUGAGGAGAAUCGUAUGCAAAUGGAAGGUUUUCAAAGUUCUAUACAACUGGAAAAAGAUAAAACAAGAAGAGAACAAGUAUCGAGUGAUAUAAAUACACAUUUUGACUGGAAAGAGUUUCUUUGCAAGUCUGCGUUAUUACCGGAAGAAGUUGCCACUCGUUAUGCUUUCACAUUUCCUAGUAUAUUUGGAGAUAAUCCUCAAGUGAUUCGAAGAAAGUCACUAGAGUUGAUGGGUAUACCAGAGCAAUACAUUCAAAAAAUUCUAAGAGCUGCAGUAUUACUGAAAGAAAACACAGAAAUGAAAGAAUAAUCAGCUGCUUUCAAAUUUGUGUUAUUGAGAGACAUUCUUUUUAGAAAAUAGAGUGGAACGUAGGAGAGAGAAAGAGAGAGAGUUCUUUGUGCUUUUAUUCUAAUUGAAGCUUACAACAACAAAGCGUAUCUCUGUUUGUAAGCUUUUACAUUUUCCAUGAAAACGGACGAAUAAAACUAUGUUUUUUGUG